Molecule: messenger RNA, 2451 nt
Organism: Phialemonium atrogriseum
Lineage: Eukaryota; Fungi; Ascomycota; Sordariomycetes; Cephalothecales; Cephalothecaceae
Product: putative l-ascorbate oxidase
Exons: 2
Coding region: 270-2357 (695 amino acids)
Molecular function (GO): copper ion binding; oxidoreductase activity
Source: RefSeq, a predicted model, not a curated record
GUUUGCUUGGGUGCAGACCCCUGCGUCAGUCUACUCCUAUAUGUGGGGAGAAAGUAUAAGUCGAAAGUCUGGGCCGUUCAUGGGAUAUCUGUGAUCUCGCAGGACACGAAAAUGUUCUACUAGCUAACUCGCUCCCAAACCUUCAUUUCUCUUUCCGCCAUGCCCUGAUCCCAGCCGAUGUGCCAGGAACUGUUGGGUGGCCCAGCUCCUGAUUUAGGCAUGACAAUACUGGGCUGUAACUCUUCGUUGGGAGCCAUAGCAAACUAGCAAUGGCCGCCGGAGCGGGUUACAAGCAAGUUCCGUCGACAUCCGCAUCAGGUCUUCGUAACGAGAUAGAAUCCCACGAGUUGGAAGAAGACCCGCACCUUCAGGAUGUGGAUGUCGAGCAGCAAGAGAGACUGUUGCCGGAUAAAGAAGAUGGCGAAACCAGUGAUCACGACAAUGAUCUCGACAACAAUCUCAAACGGGACAACACUCAGCUCCGGCUUGCUUGGAUUUUGACCUCAGCAGGACUGCUUGUGUUGCUCUUACUCGCGGUUUUCCUGAGGAUAUCCAUCCGCGGUAGGGGAGGGGAUGGUGAUUCAGGAGACUUUAGGAGGCCAGCAUCAGACUACAUCCUAGAUGCGGACUGGAACUUCGGCGCCUCUCCACAAGUCCGUGAAUACCAUUGGACUAUUCAAGAGAUCGUGGCCAAUCCCGAUGGAGUCUUUCGGCCCAUGUUGACCGUCAACGGGAAGUUCCCUGGAGAAAUGAUACGAUGCAACGAGGGGGACACCAUAGUCGUCAACGUUGAGAACAAGGCUACCAACGCGACAUCGAUGCACUGGCAUGGUCUCUUCCAGAAUGGGACCAACUGGAUGGAUGGGACCCCUGGCGUCACACAGUGUCCCAUCGCACCCGGGGCCACCUUUCGAUACGAGUUCACAGUCGAGGGGCAAACCGGAACCUAUUUUUAUCAUGGACACCAGGCUGCCCAAGGCCUGGAUGGCUUAGUAGGACCAAUAAUCAUCCAUGGGAGGGAUGAGAUUGAACGGCGUCAGAUCCCCUAUGCAUCAGACCGCGUUAUCAUGCUUCAGGAUUGGUACUAUGACCCCUCAAGCGGGCUACUCAAGGAAAAGCUGUCGCCGGGGAGCGAAUCGUCACCAACCCCCAAUGGCGUAUUGAUCAACGGGGCCAACAAGGUUGACUGCGCUCUGCACCCUUUGCGGCGUUGCGACUCGUCGUCAGCCUCACUUGCGACUCUGGAUCUGCAACCGAAUGAGAACCACCGCCUCCGGCUGCUCAAUAUUGGCGCCUUCGCCUGGUUCGAGGUCACUGUAGAUCAGCACCUUAGACUGCCAGUCAUUGAAGUGGACGGCACCGACAUCGAGCCUGCUCCGCAAGCCAGCACUCUCGUCGGACCGGGACAGCGGUACAGCAUCGUGCUUUUCGCCAACUCGUCCAGCGCGGAUUCCUUCUGGUUCAGGGCGAGGAUGCUCAAGCAUUGUUUUGGCGAGAACGUCCUUCCAGAAGACGGCUUUGACGAGGCAAAAGCGGUGCUUCGAUACUCCUCGAGUUCCUCGCCAGAGGAUCCUGAACGGUUGGCGCUUCCCACCACCGAAAAUGAUAGCGGCAGCUUUGCAACCGAGUGCAAAGACACGGGGCCGGGCUUCUACAAGCCGAUCCCAGCAAUAGCCGCACCUGAGUAUGCACACCACUCCUGGUAUCUGCGGGUCAACCUGGGGAUUGGUGACUGGCGUCUCGAGAGGGGCCAUCUCAACACCUCGUCCUUCCGGCCCAACCUCAAGUCCCCCACGCUGCACCGCGUAGUCGACGGAUUGGCAUCCAAGAACGAGUCGUUCCAGCUGUCAGGGGUGAACAACCGAGCAUUCGAUCCCGAUACCGAGCUGGUCAUCGGCCAUAACGGGAUCGAGGUCGUUGACAUCAUACUACAGAACUUCGACGAAGGGAACCAUCCCCUCCACCUCCACGGCCACAAGAUAUCCGUCCUCGCAUCCGGCCACGGUUACUUCCCAGGGUACGCCAGCCUCGGACUGGCCCCCGAGGGUAAGGGCCUCCUAGACCCCCAGAACUCGUCCAUCAUAGACAACCCGCUCCGGCGCGACGUGGCCACCGUCGAAGGAUUCGGCUGGCUCCUGAUCCGCUUCGUCGCGGACAACCCGGGCCUCUGGCUGUUCCACUGCCACAUGGUCUGGCACGGCGAGUCCGGCAUGGCCAUGCAGUUCCUGUCGCGGCUCGACGUGCUCAAGGACUGGGCGAUACCGGAGGCGAACCUGGGCCUCUGUGAGUCUAGCGUCGAAGAGCUUGAAAAGGGGGCCGCGCCGAAGGACAGUAUCUGGUAUGGCGGCUCAUCCUGAGGUGGCGGUCAAGGGGCCUCCCGUGAUUUCCAAUAUCUGAGAGGAAUACUUGUGAAGGGUCGUCUGAUUUGGGCAAUGCAAAUCUAAAUGUAAC